GUCGCGUUACGCCACUGUUACACGCCGGAAGUAAAUGGUCCUUAGCGGAAGCACGUGUGUUUUUUGGCAUGGUAGCCGCUGCGAGGGGCUGGAGCCGGUGAAGAAGCCCGCGGUGGGUUUACGACAUGGCAGAUCGGAGCUCCUCAACGAACUUCAAAAGCAACUAUGCCAUAUGCAAGAGAAUCGAGCCUUUCUACAAAGGAGGACGGAUUCAGAUAAGCCAAGAUGGGGAGUAUAUGUUCUGUGCUUGCAGGAGCAAGGUUAAUGUAGUGGACAUUGCGACAGGAGCUGUUGUCCACAGUAUUGAACAGGAUGAUGAAGAGGACAUUACAACGUUUGCUCUCAGCAGUGAUGAUGAAAUCCUUGUGACGGGAAGCCAAGCCAUGCUACUGAAGCAGUGGGACUGGCUGGCGAAUAAAUGCACGCGCACGUGGAAGGCUGUGCACACUGCACCCGUGGCCAGCAUGGUCUUUGACUCGACCUCCACUUUGUUAGCCACAGGUGGCUGUGACAGCACCAUUAAGAUCUGGGACGUUCCCAGACAGUACUGCACACACAACCUGAAAGGCUCGACUGGAGUUGUCCACCUUGUCAAGUUCCAUCCGGAUAUCUCUGAGUUGCAGCUGUUCUCCUCUUCCAUGGACAACAGCAUCCGGAUUUGGGACCUGAAAUCCAGCCAGUGCAUCGGCCAGCUAGAAAACCACUUCAGCUCCAUCACCUCCCUUGCUUUCUCUCCAGACAACGAGACACUCAUCAGCUCUGGCCGUGAUAAGAUCUGCACUGUGUGGGACCUGAACAAGAGAGAAGCCAAGGGCACCAUCCCUGUCUAUGAGAGCAUUGAAGCUGUGGUCUUGUUGCCAGAAGGAGGGGAUUUCUCUUUCCUGGGUGUGAAGCAGUCGGGAAUGCACUUUCUCACAGCCGGCAGCAAAGGGGUCCUGCGGGUCUGGGAUGCCUCCUCGGCCAUCUGUGUCCACAGCCAGUCACUGCCCAGCCUCCCAGCGGCAUCCAGCGAUGAGGAGGCUGGCGAGCACAGCCUUGUGCACUGCGCCCUGGUGCCACGGAAGAGUGAGGUUGUCACAGUGAACUCCGAGCACAACAUCUGCCUGUACGACGUGCAGACCCUGGAGCUUAGGAAGCAGUUUGCAGGUCACAAUGGUGAGGUUUUGGACGUCAGGUUCCUGGGGCCAAAAGAUUCUCACAUUGUUGUGGCCACCAACAGCUCCCAGCUGAAAGUGUUCGAGUUGUCAACGUCUGACUGCCAGAUCCUGCGCGGCCACACAGAUACUGUUCUCGCCUUGGAUGUCUUCCGAAAGGGGAAAUUGUUUGCUAGCUGUGCAAAGGAUAAAAGCAUCCGAGUUUGGCAGAUGACCGAAGAUGGCCAGAUUUCCUGUGUUGCCCAAGGUCUGGGCCAUGCGCACGGCGUGAGUGCGCUCUCUUGCUCCAGGAUGAAAGAGAACUUUGUGGUCACCGCCAGCCAAGAUCAUACAAUCAAAGUGUGGAAUCUCCCCGAGUCCCUCUCUACCAAGGAAAAAACACCCUUUCCCGAGCCUCUUUAUGCCUACGUGACCGAGAAGGUGCACGACAAGGAUAUCAAUAGCGUGGCAGUUUCUCCAAAUGACAAACUGGUUGCAACUGGAUCCCAGGACAGGACAGCCAAGCUGUGGUCUUGUAAGGAUUGCGCGCUGCUGGGAGUCUUCGUCGGGCACAAGCGGGGCAUCUGGUGCGUGCAGUUCUCCCCUGCGGACCAGGUCUUGGCCACCUCUUCAGCGGAUGGCACUGUGAAAAUCUGGGACCUCCAGGACUUCAGCUGCCUGAAGACUUUUGAAGGUCACGACGCCUCUGUGCUGAAGGUCAUCUUUGUGAGCCAAGGGGGACAGGUGCUUAGCAGUGGCUCUGACGGUCUUUUGAAACUUUGGACGAUUAAGAACAACGAGUGUGUGAAGACCUUAGACGGCCACGAGGAUAAAGUGUGGGGGCUCCAUGCCAAUAAGAAGGACAACGCCGUGGUGACAGGCUCCACCGACUCCAAGGUCUUGCUGUGGAAGGAUGUCACCGAAACUGAGCUGGAAGAGGAGCAAGCAAAGCAGGAAGAGCAGAUCCUAAAAGAGCAGCAGCUGUCGAACUUGCUGCACGAGAAGCAGUACCUGAGGGCGCUCCGCCUGGCAAUCUCCUUGGACCGGCCUCACACAGUGUUGACGGUGGUCAGGGCUAUUCAUAAGGAGGCCAACGGAAAAGAGGACUUGGAAAAGAACAUCAUGAAACUACGGAAAGACCAGAAGGAGGCUGUGCUGAGGUUUUCCGUCACCUGGAACACAAACUCGCGGAACUACCACGAGGCUCAGGCAGUGGUGGAAACUCUCCUCAAGCAUGAACCGCCGGAGUCUCUCCUGCAGUACGAAGGGAUCAAAACGGCCGUGGAGUCGCUCCUUCCGUACACAGAACGUCACUUCCAGAGGCUGGGCCGGUUACUGCAGGCCUCCAUGUUCCUUGAUUUCAUGUGGCAAAACAUGAGGCUGGGCGAUGCCUCCAAAUGGGAUGAAGAGAUGGACACAUGACUGGCGUGGGAUGCUGGGCGUGAAGCGCCUGAUGCUCCUCUGCCAAGUCUGAGCACAGGUUGGCACUGCCCUUGCCAGUGGAAUGUUUUGUAAAAAAAAAAAAAAAGUUUUUAAUUUUAUAAAGGCACAAAUCAUCCCUAAUCUCCUGAGAGACUUUUCCAACCUAUAUCUCUCCUGAGCCCCAUUUUUAUUUUUUAUUUUAAAUCAGCACACUGAGUUUCAGGAUUAAAUAAACGCCAUUCUCAGCUGCA
Rhineura floridana is the source of this 2806-nucleotide messenger RNA. RefSeq names its product transducin beta like 3 (gene TBL3). Lineage: Eukaryota; Metazoa; Chordata; Lepidosauria; Squamata; Rhineuridae. The coding region runs from base 126 to 2555 and encodes 809 amino acids. Gene Ontology annotation, molecular function: protein binding; U3 snoRNA binding. Gene Ontology annotation, cellular component: nucleolus; 90S preribosome; small-subunit processome. Gene Ontology annotation, biological process: endonucleolytic cleavage to generate mature 5'-end of SSU-rRNA from (SSU-rRNA, 5.8S rRNA, LSU-rRNA); endonucleolytic cleavage in 5'-ETS of tricistronic rRNA transcript (SSU-rRNA, 5.8S rRNA, LSU-rRNA). The transcript has 22 exons. The record is from RefSeq and is a predicted model, not a curated record.